CCCCCGGAAAGCGUCUGGGCGUCCCCAAAUCACGGCUUUCUAGCCUCUUCGGCCUCCGUUCUCAGACCCCAGGGGCGGGGCUUCUCAUCGGCUGAUCGGCUGCUGACUGCGCUCUCCCGUGUGCCGGCUGUCUGCUCGCUAUGCCUACGCCGCGGGGUGACGUGACGGUCUUGUUCCUCGGGCCUCCGGGCUCAGGAAAGUCUGCGCUGAUCGCAGCGCUGUGCGACAAGGAUGUGGAGACGGUAGAGAUCCCCGACGGACGGCCGGAUUCCGGGCUCCCCAGCUUGAGAGCUGCGGGUCCUGGCCUCUUCCUGGGCGAGCUGAGCUGUCCACCCGCAGCGCCGGGGCCCUGGGCAGCGGAGGCCAACGUGCUGGUACUGGUGCUGCCCGGACCGGAGGGGAAUGGGGAGCCCUUGGCUCCAGAGCUGGGGGAGGCAGCACGGGCCGCCCUAGCCCGAGGGACCCCGCUGCUGGCUGUGCGGAACCUCCGUCCUGUUGACUCACAGAACGAAGCUCAGGCCCGGAACCAGACAGCGGCCCUGCUGGACAGCGCUGGGCUGGGAGCUGCGGCUCUCUUCGUGGUACCGACAGACUGCCGCAGCAGCGACGGCUGCGAGGAGCUGGAGCGCCUGCGGACGGCGCUGCGGAGCCAGGCGGAGGCGCUGCAGAGGCUCCUGCCACCCGCUCAGGAUGGCUUUGAGGUCCUGGGCGCUGCAGAGUUGGAGGCUGUGCGCGAGGCCUUCGAGACCGGUGGCCUGGAGGCGGCGCUGUCGUGGGUUCGCGCCGGCCUGGAGCGACUGGGCAGCGCGCGUCUGGACCUGGCCGUGGCGGGUAGGGCUGACAUGGGCCUUGUGCUGGACUUGCUACUCGGGUUAGAUCCUGAAGACCCAAGUGCGGUGCCUGCGUCGGCGCCCGAGGGGCCCACGCCCUACCCGGCCCCAGAGCGCCCCAACGUGGUGCUCUGGACGGUGCCUCUGGGCUCCGAGGGCACUGCUGCCACCCCCCACCCAACCCACUAUGACGCUCUCAUCCUUGUCACCCCUGGGGCCCCCACUGAGAAGGACUGGGCCCGGGUCCGGCCCUUGGUGCUACCAGAUGCGCCGCUGGUCUGCGUGCGAACAGACGGCGAGGGCGAGGAUCCGGAGGCUCUGGAAGAAGAGGAAACAGCGGAGCAGCCCAGCGGCGAGAGCUUAGAAAACGCCGGCGGAAGGGAUGUGGAGAACGCACGCAGUGAGGAAAGGGAGAAACGUGGCCCCGGAUCGCAGAAAGCAGGCGGCGGGGAAGGUUCAGAAGAAGCAGGCAGCGAGAGUUUGCAGCCGGUUGGCGUGGGCGUGAAGAGAUCAGGCAGCGGGGACUCAGAGCACGCGGCCGCCUUGGGCCCGGAGGACGAGACGUGGGAGGUGCUGGAGGAGGCGCCGCCGCCGGUGUUCCCGCUGCGGCCGGGCGGACUCCCCGGGCUGUGCGAGUGGCUGCGGCGCGCGCUGCCCCCGGCCCAGGCAGGAGCGCUGCUGCUGGCGCUGCCACCCGUGUCUCCCCGCGCAGCCCGAACCAAGGCUGCGGCGCUGCGGGCCGGGGCGUGGCGGCCGGCCCUGCUAGCGAGCCUGGCGGCGGCGGCAGCUCCAGUACCAGGGCUGGACUGGGCGUGCGACGUGGCGCUCCUGCGCGGUCAGCUGGCGGAGUGGCGGCGGGCGCUGGGGCUCGAACCCGCGGCGCUGGCACGACGCGAGCGCGCGCUGGGUCUGGCGCCAGGGGUGCUGGCCGAGCGGACGCGCUUCCCGGGUCCGGUGACGCGCGCUGAAGUCGAGGCGAGGCUGGGCUCGUGGGCGGGCGAGGGCACCGCCGGGGGCGCGGCGCUGGGCGCGCUCUCCUUCCUGUGGCCCGCGGGCGGCGCGGCGGCCACCGGCGGCCUGGGCUACCGCGCGGCGCACGGCGUCCUGCUGCAGGCGCUCGACGAGAUGCGGGCCGACGCCGAGGCAGUGCUGGCACCGCAGGUGCCCGCGCAGUGAGAGGUGGGUUGAGGACCGGGGUGCCCUGGGUCCCGGCUGCCCGACUCUGUCAGCGGCUGCGGACUCCAAGUCCCGGUUGGAGGGAGAGGGCAUGGGGGUGGUCCAGACUCUAGCAUGGGAUGUCUGGGCCUGUGAGAUAACAGAGCAGGGGGCCGCCUCUCGGAAUCCUGGGUGCUUGAAGGGGAUGAGGGCUCUGACUACCGGUAGAGAUGUGUGACAUCUAGUCACCAGGAUUCCUAGGUCCUGAAGGGGAAUAGAGUUUGGGGGACAGGACUCCUGGUUUCUCUGGGAGCCACAGGAUGUGGACUCCUAGAAGGGGACAUAUCUUGGUCUCCGAGGGAGUGGACACUGGAUCUAUUAGAUGUCUAGUCCUCCAGGGGGAGAGGGGGUAGAAGCCCUGAUUCUUGAUGAAGGGUGAUUGCAGCAUGGGGGGUGGGGUGUCUGGGUUCCCUGGGGAGCUGGAAUCUUGGACUUCUGAGCCACAAAGGGAUAUAAGGUCUAGGUUUCCUGGGUGGGGCUAGGCCUGCAUGCAGCCUCCCAGGUCCUCAAGAGGCAGUGAGCUUUGAAACUUUACUGGGGUCUCAGACUUAUGGCUCCCAAGAAGGCUGGGACCUUGGUUCCUAAUUCCUGGGUGGUGGGAGAAGGGAACAGGUGGGCUGUGUGAGAGAGCUGGGGACCCUUUGGUCCCUCUUGGAGAAUAGAGGGGUGUCUACUAUUUGUUCCUCUGGGGACCUGGGGACUCAAAUUUCUUUCCCAUCCUCUGGGGAGGAUGGUACCACAAAAAUAAGAGGAGGAAGCAAGAGGUCCGGA
This is a messenger RNA of Vicugna pacos (alpaca), 2816 nucleotides long. Its product is annotated as immunity-related GTPase family Q protein. NCBI's taxonomy places the organism in Eukaryota, Metazoa, Chordata, Mammalia, Artiodactyla, Camelidae. The record is from RefSeq and is a predicted model, not a curated record. Gene Ontology annotation, molecular function: GTP binding.